This is a messenger RNA of Dipodomys spectabilis (banner-tailed kangaroo rat), 2723 nucleotides long. It is a transcript of the gene Eloa, whose product is annotated as elongin A. Gene Ontology annotation, biological process: transcription elongation by RNA polymerase II. The coding region runs from base 53 to 2392 and encodes 779 amino acids. NCBI's taxonomy places the organism in Eukaryota, Metazoa, Chordata, Mammalia, Rodentia, Heteromyidae. Gene Ontology annotation, cellular component: nucleus; elongin complex. Gene Ontology annotation, molecular function: protein binding. The record is from RefSeq and is a predicted model, not a curated record. The transcript is spliced from 11 exons.
GAGGACGCGACGCGAGCCCAGUUCCGGCGAGGAGGCCGCGCCAGUGACAGCGAUGGCGGCGGAGUCGGCGCUGCAAGUUGUGGAGAAGCUGCAGGCGCGCCUGGCCGCGAACCCGGACCCCAAGAAGCUAUUGAAAUAUUUGAAGAAACUCUCCACCUUGCCAAUUACGGUAGACAUUCUUGCGGAGACUGGGGUCGGGAAGACAGUAAAUAGCUAUCGAAAACAUGAGCAAGUUGGAAGCUUUGCCAGGGACCUAGUGGCCCAGUGGAAGAAGCUGGUUCCUGUGGAACGAAACAGCGACGCUGAUGAACAGGACUUUGAGAAGAGCAGCUCCCGAAAGCGACCUCGGGAUGUUCUUCAGAGGGAGGAGGAGAUGCAGGGGGAACACCAGGAAAACUGGAAAGCCUCCAGCAGCCAAUCCUACAGCCCUGAGCAUAGACAGAAGAAACACAGAAAACUCCCAGAGCUAGAAAGACCACACAGAGUGUCUCACAGCCAUGAGCGGAGAGAUGAGAGAAAGAAGUGCCACCGAGCAUCACCCCCAUAUUCUUCAGACCCUGAGUCUUCUGACUAUGGCCAUGUUCAGUCCCCCCCAGCUUCUGCUAGUCCCCAUCACCAUCAGGUGUUCAUGAACCAUUACAGGUCCCCAGAGGAGGACCACGAGGCCAUAACUCCUCAUCAGAAGCCUGGGAGAGGCCACAGUAAUGCCCUUCAGGACAGACUGGGGGUCAGUCAGGAACGGCACCUGGGGGAACCCCAGGGCAAAGGGGUUACGAACCAAAACAAGGAGCACAAAACUUCCCACAAGGAGAAGCGCCCUGUGGAUGCCAGGGGAGACGAGAAGGCCCCUGCUCUGAGCAGAGAGAAAUCACACAAGGCCCUUGCCAAAGAGGAAAGCCGAAGGCCACUAUCAGGGGACAGUAUUAAGGAGAAACAACCCUCUGGUGCUGUCAAGAAAGAGAAGGAAAGAGAAGGUAGCAGUCUGAAGAAGAAGUUCUCAUCCACCCUGGAGGUUGCUUCAGACAACCUCCUUAAAAAAACAAAACACAAGGAUUUGGAGAAAACCAAAUAUGAGAAGACUAAGCAAAGUGUGGAUGGGCUAGACAUCGGGAAGGGGGCUGGAGACCUGUUGCCCAAAACAAAAGAAAAGGUCUCCAACAACCUAAAGGCUCAAGAAGGGAAGGUGAAGACUUCUCAUUCAGGUAAAAAGUCCCUGAGCUCAUUCCAUAAAGAGGAGGAGGCAGAUGUGGACGAUGAAUUUGAGCAGCCCACCAUGUCCUUCGAAUCAUACCUCAGCUACGACCAGCCCAGGAAGAAAAAGAAGAAAAUUGUGAAAACUUCCACCACAGCACUUGGAGAGAAAGGGCUGAAAAAAAGUGAAUCUAAAAGCACUAGUAAAAACUUGGACUCAGUUCAGAAAUUGCCCAAGGUAAAUGAAAAUAAGUCAGAGAAGCUGCAGCUGGCUGGAGCUGAUUCAGCCAAGCCAAGAAAGGUCUCCAUGGAUGCUGUGCCAGUGCUGCCAGACCUGCCAUUACCUGCCAUCCAGGCCAAUUACCGCCCACUUCCUUCCCUUGAACUGAUAUCUUCCUUCCAACCAAAACGAAAAGCAUUCUCUUCACCCCAGGAAGAAGAAGAAGCUGGAUUCACUGGGCGCAGAAUGAAUUCCAAGAUGCAGGUGUAUUCUGGUUCCAAGUGUGCCUAUCUCCCCAAAAUGAUGACCUUGCACCAGCAGUGCAUCCGUGUGCUUAAAAACAACAUCGACUCCAUCUUUGAAGUGGGAGGUGUCCCCUAUUCUGUUCUUGAACCUGUUUUGGAGAGGUGUACACCUGAUCAGCUCUACCGCAUAGAGGAAUGCAAUCACGUAUUAAUUGAAGAAACAGACCAAUUAUGGAAAGUUCAUUGCCACCGAGACUUUAAGGAAGAAAGACCAGAAGAAUACGAGUCUUGGCGGGAGAUGUACCUGCGGCUUCAGGAUGCUCGAGAGCAACGGCUGCGAGUGUUAACCAAGAAUAUCCGAUCUGCACAUGCCAACAAACCCAAGGGCCGACAAGCCAAGAUGGCCUUUGUCAACUCGGUGGCCAAGCCACCCCGUGAUGUGCGACGAAGGCAGGAGAAGUUUGGAACGGGAGGGGCAGCUGUCCCUGAGAAAGUCAGGAUUAAGCCAGCCCCGUACACGUCAGGAAGCAGCCAUGUUCCCGCCAGUAGCAGCAAUAGCUUCACUGCCAGCCCAGAGGAGCCAGCCUACGACGGUCCCAGUACCAGCAGUGCUCAUCUGGCUCCAGUGGUCAGCAGCAGUGUGUGCUAUGAUCCUAGAAAACCCGCUGUGAAGAAAAUUGCACCAAUGAUGGCCAAGACAAUUAAAGCUUUCAAGAACAGAUUCUCCCGACGAUAAACUGAGGACUUGCCUUGGAGAUGGAAUUUGAGGGGGCAGAAAUACAGGGACAUGGGGGGCUGGGAAAGUGGACUUGCAAAGGAGCUGGGCAUCCAUCUUUUGUUAUGUGGAACCUUUUGGUCUGUCAGUGCUGCACGAUGACAGGGGUUGCCCCGAGCACCACAGCCCCCGCCCUGCCUGGAGCACAUGGCAGACUUCCGAGCGCGAUGUGAAGCCUCAGUCUCACUGAGGAUUUUAAGGUCACUUAUACUUUUGUUGCUGAUUAGCAUCUUUGUAAACUAUAAGACAUAGUUUUAAUGAAUAAAUAUUGCCCCAGAUUGUAUUUAUAUUA